Malassezia japonica is the source of this 720-nucleotide messenger RNA. Its product is annotated as protein-tyrosine-phosphatase. The record is from RefSeq and is a predicted model, not a curated record. The coding region runs from base 1 to 720 and encodes 239 amino acids. Lineage: Eukaryota; Fungi; Basidiomycota; Malasseziomycetes; Malasseziales; Malasseziaceae. The transcript has 3 exons. Gene Ontology annotation, molecular function: phosphatase activity.
AUGAGCGCGCCGGGCGGAGGAGGCGAAGCGUUGGCGCUGCAAGUCGCGGCGCAGUGCACACCGCCGGCGUUUGCGCACGUAUGUCCUCAUAUUUUUCGGUGUGCGGAUCCUACGGCACAGAGCGGAUCGUUUGCAUUCCUCGAGUCGCUGGGGCUGCGCAGUGUCGUUUUGCUCUCGAUCGAGUACCCCUCCACGGCGCUCGAGCAGUUCUGCGCCAAGAACCACGCGGAGCUGCACCACUUUGGCAUUGAGCGGCGGUGGCCGACGCCGAACGUGAUUGGGCUGCGCGAGGCGUACGGCGCGCCGUCGAAAGCAAGCAGCCUUUUCCUGUCGUCGCACGAAAUCAACUCGUUCAGCGUGCUCGAGUCGAUCGUAAAGGACGCGCUGCAGCUGCUGCUCGAUGUGCGGAACCACCCGGUGCUGGUGACGGAUACUGCGGGCAUCUUCGAGACGGGCACGCUGCUUGGCUGCCUGCGCAAGAUGCAGGGCUGGAACUUUUUGAGCAUCCUCGUCGAAUACCGCGGCUUUGCCGGACCUCUUGCGCGAAGCACGAACGAGCGCUUCAUCGAGAUGUUUGAUACGGACCUCGUGACGCUCCCCCCCGUCGAGUUCAUUCCCGACUGGCUGCUCCCGCCCCAGCAAUUCUUUGUCGACGAGCAGGAGCGCAGCGAUUCGGCGGGCACGUCGGACUCGAGCCGACGCGAUAGUCUAUCACAAUAA